Messenger RNA from Aureobasidium namibiae CBS 147.97, 1662 nucleotides. RefSeq names its product choline-sulfatase. The transcript has a single exon. The coding region runs from base 1 to 1662 and encodes 553 amino acids. NCBI's taxonomy places the organism in Eukaryota, Fungi, Ascomycota, Dothideomycetes, Dothideales, Saccotheciaceae. Gene Ontology annotation, molecular function: sulfuric ester hydrolase activity. The record is from RefSeq and is a predicted model, not a curated record.
AUGACUUCAACACCACCAGAGACCCCACCUCCUGGUUUCCUGGGCCAGAAUGGCGCAUCUACUCCCCAAGUGCCCGAAACCCCCAACAUCCUCUUCAUCAUGGCCGACCAACUGGCUGCUCCUCAACUCAAGAUUUGGAACGACAAGUCGCAGAUCAAGACUCCCAACCUCGACAAGCUCGCUGAGAAGUCGGUCAUCUUCGACUCGGCAUACUGCCCCUCUCCACUUUGCGCACCCUCCCGCAUGUCAUUGGUGACUGGCCAACUCCCCUCCAAGAUCGGCGCAUACGACAAUGCCUCGUCAAUCAGCUCAGACACUCCCACCUUCUCACACUACCUUCGCCACGCCGGCUACGAGACAGUAUUGGCUGGCAAAAUGCACUUCAUUGGUGACCAACUGCACGGAUGGGAGAAGAGAUUGACUGCCGACAUCUACCCCGGCGACUAUGGUUGGGCAGUCAACUGGGACGAGCCCGACACUCGCCUCGAGUGGUACCACAACAGCAGCUCCAUCCUCCAGGCAGGCCCUUGCGUUCGCAGCAACCAGCUUGACUACGACGAGGCCAGCAUGCACAAGAGUACUCAAUACCUGUACGACUACGUUCGCCAGGGUCCCGAUGCCAGACCCUUUGCCUUGACCGUCUCCCUGACCCACCCUCACGACCCUUACACCAUUGAAGACAAGUACUGGGAUAUGUACGAGGAUGUCGACAUUGACAUGCCUGAUGUUCAGAUCAACAAGGAGGAUCAGGAUCCUCACAGCAAGCGUCUGCAGCACGUCUGCGACCUUCAAGACUACGACUUCACCCCCGAGCAGAUCAAGAAGGCCAAGCGUGCCUACUAUGGUGCCUGCUCAUAUGUCGACGACUGCAUUGGCAAGCUUCUCGAGGUGUUGGACAAGUGCAAGCUACGCGACAACACCAUCAUCAUCUUCAGUGGCGACCACGGUGACAUGCUUGGCGAGCGUGGUCUGUGGUACAAGAUGUCGUACUUUGAGAGCUCAGUCCGUGUGCCUAUGCUCAUCAGCUACCCCAAGGCAUACACUCCUCAUCGUGUCCAGGAGAACGUCUCCACUCUCGACCUUCCCGCCACCGUCUGCGACAUGGUUGGCACUAAGCUUGUCCCAGGUCUGCCUAUGGAUGGUCACUCAAUGAUGCCCCACCUCAGAGGCAAGAAGGGUAACGACACCGUCUUUGCCGAGUACAUGGGCGAAGGCACCAUUGCCCCUCUUAUGAUGAUCCGUCGUGGUCCUUGGAAGUACAUCACCUGCCCUGCUGACCCGCCACAACUCUUCAAUCUCUCUACCGACCCCAAGGAGCUCACCAAUCUGGCCACCAGCGAUGAUCCCGAGACCAAGUCCAUGUUCGAGGGUUUCGAGAAGGAAGCAGCUGCGAAGUGGGACUUUGACGCCAUCACCAAGGAUGUCUUUGCCCAGCAGCGCCGUCGCCGCUUCGUCUGGGGCGCCCUCAAGACUGGCGAGUUCCACAGCUGGGACUACCAGGUUCCUGAUGACAGCAGAAACAUGUACAUCCGCUCGCACAUGGACCUUGACGAUCUUGAGCGCCGUGCUCGCUUCCCUAUCGUCGAUACCUAUGGUCGCGAGAAGACCAUCACCAAGGCUACGACCAAGUUCCCUCACCAAGCCGGUGCUUAUGGCCAGUGA